Messenger RNA from Iphiclides podalirius (scarce swallowtail), 1680 nucleotides. The record is from the annotation of a GenBank genome assembly. Lineage: Eukaryota; Metazoa; Arthropoda; Insecta; Lepidoptera; Papilionidae.
AUGGUUUUCCUAGGGCGGGCGCGGCCGGUUAAGGCGACCAUAGCGGGGGACGCGGUGCCGAGGUUGUUGCCCGGGAUCGAUCCGCCGCAGCGCACCGACUCGCGUAUGGAACCCAACGAAUUCAACGCGGCUCUGGCCGUUAAUUGGCUGCGGGUGGCGGCGCCGAGACGGCGGCGUAACCUCCGCAGGGCCCCGCCGCCCCCGGCCUCCGUCCGCCCAACCGGCCGGGCCGUUUUUAUGAGCGAGAAGCCCGUCGGGACUCGCACGCGUCUAGGGCAGGGGGUGCGCUGCUAUCGACCGGCGCCUCCCCCCGACCGGCUCAGUUUCCGGGCGAGAGUCGCGCAGUACGCCCGCGCCGCGCCGCGACUCCGUCACUCGUUAGACAGUCCACUACAAGUAUCCACCAUGCUGAUAGGGCUCGUUCGGGACUCGGUGAUGCAGUGCUUCUGCCACUCAUGCCGCGCGCCCGUACUACCCGCAGCCCACCGGCGGUCGGCGCCCGUCAAGAAACCCGUCGGCAAGCCAAGGACCAAGCAGCCCAAGAAGGUCAAAUUCAUCACUACCGAGAUCCGCUGCCAGGAGAUGUCGAAGGGCGGUCUGGCCUACGAGGUGAUCCUCGCUGAGCCGGUGGGGGUGCCGGCGCCGCGCCGCGCCGACUCCCCCGAGAAGACUCCCUCCGUUGAGGAGAUCCAGGAGAAGCUGAAGGCCGCCGAAGAGAGGAGACGUAGCCUCGAGGCGAGCAAGAUGGCGGCGAUCGCGCAGAAGAUGGCCAAGAUCGAGGAGGCGUCGCGCAUCCGCAGCGAGCAGACCAACAACUUCAUCUGCACCACCAAGGAGGCGCUCGACGCCAAGAUGGACUCGCACGAGGAGAAGCGCGAGGCGUACAUCAACGAGUUGCGCGCACGCCUCAAGGACCAUCUCGAGGGCGUCGAGAAGACCAGGCUGUCGCUGGAGCAGCAGACCGCCGAGGUGUACAAGGCUAUCGAGGAGAAGAUGAACACCGCCGCCGACAAACGCGACGAGAACAUCAAGAAGAUGCUGGAGCGCCUGCGCGAACACGAGGAGCAGGUGCGCAAGGUGCGCGCCGGCAACCAGGAGAAGUUCCAGCAGCUGGAGAGCGCCAUCCAGGAGAAGCUGCAGCAGGCCGCCGACCGCAGGCUCCUGCUCGAGGCCGAGCAGAAGGAGAAACUGCGCAACCACAACAAUAAGCUAGCGGAAGUGCGCUCGGUCAUCACGGCCAAAAUGGAGGAGAUCACGAAAGACAUCGAGACCAAACUGACCGCCGCCGAGCAGAAUAGGGAGAAGGAGAUACAGAAGAAACUGGACUUUGUCAAAAAGGAGGUUUGUAUAUGGCAACACGGGACAACGGGCGAUGGACGAGCGGCGCGCCGAGCUGGUGCGGCAGAACAAGUGCGCGCGCGCCGAGAGCGAGCCGGCGCCCACCCAGGGAUAGGUGCGCCCCCGCGCCCCGCCCCCGCCCCCGCCGCCGCCGCACCGCCCCCCGCCGCCGCCGCCGCCGCCACCGCGCCACGGCCUCACGGCCUCACCGCUACCUGCCGCUCGGCCACUGGCCGGCUUCCACCACCACCACCACCAGUAACGACAUCGUCGGGGGGCACGCGCACUCCAUCGAGCAACUCACGGCGGAGUCGUUCACUCAACAAUAAUGCUCAUCACUAU